Molecule: messenger RNA, 876 nt
Organism: Dendrobium catenatum
Lineage: Eukaryota; Viridiplantae; Streptophyta; Magnoliopsida; Asparagales; Orchidaceae
Product: tetraketide alpha-pyrone reductase 1-like
Exons: 3
Coding region: 222-704 (160 amino acids)
Molecular function (GO): oxidoreductase activity, acting on the CH-OH group of donors, NAD or NADP as acceptor
Source: RefSeq, a predicted model, not a curated record
AUAUAUCCAACAAUACCCUAGGUGGUCUAUCUAGCUUGGUAAGGUAAUGUUAUAUGUUGCAUUCAAACAUUUGAAUUCGCAGCAGAUAUGCAAUUGUAUCCAUUGCUUAUGACAUUGACAAUCAACUAAUUUCUCUCCCAUUUAAGUAUAUCAUUUAUAACUUUCACUGUAUUGAUACACAUUAAUGGUGUUGACAGAACUGGUAUUGCCUUUCCAAAACAAUGGCUGAGAGGGCGGCCUUCAAAUAUGCACAAGAAAAUGGACUAGAUGUUAUCACUGUAUGCCCAAGUCUAACCCUUGGGCCGCUCCUGCAAUCAGAUGUCAAUUUUAGUAGCUUAGUGCUACUAAGUUUUCUUAAAGGAUCUCAGGAGUUAAUAGAGACUUAUAAUUGCAAAUAUUUUGUCGAUGUUAGAGAUGUCGCUGAGGCGCUCCUUUUGGUCUACACGAAGCCUGAUGCCUCUGGACGUUAUAUUUGCUCACUCAACCGUAUCAAAUUUGCUGACCUAGUUGAUAUGGUGAGGAACGUGUAUCCAAGUUUCAAUUAUCCUAACAAUAUCCCUGAGAGGAAUGAAGGAAAUGAUUUGAGUUCAGAGAAAUUAAAGAAGCUUGGAUGGAAGUGUAGAACGCUAAAGGAAACCAUCGCUGAUUCAAUUAAAUACUAUCAAGAAGUUGGUCUUUUAACCAUGGAGGAGAAGACCACAUAAGGCUAAUUUAUUUAUAUACAAAAUUUAUAAUUGUAAAAUUGUAAAAUUUGCAGUAUUUCUUCCUGGAUUAAGCACCUUAUAUAUAUAUCUGCAAUAUUUCAAUGUUACUUUCUCAUGUGCUAGAAUUGUUUUCUUCUUAUUAUUCUUCCAAUUAUGAACUAUGUUAAAUCAA